CCUGCUCGCCCCGUCCAUCACGGGAGCCCCGCUCACAAAGAGGCGCGGCGCUAAUUGAUCAUUAACCACUUAAGGGCACCGCUCGGUGAGGCAUCACGGGCACAGGGAGCGUUCCGGUCAACCCAGGAACUCGGCGCAGAAGAGGUGGCCCAGUGUCCCGUGGCUCCCCGUGGUCACCUCAUCCACGGCGACCCUCCCAAGCGCAGCGGGCCGCUGGCUAUGGCGAAGGUGUCGAUGGUGGUGGUGAUGGCAGUGUUGACGGUGGUCGAGAAGCUCGUGCAACUGAGCCGAGCCCAGCAGCUGCCUCUGCCCGACGAGGAGUUUGGCCGGAACGAGAGCGGGGCGAGGAGCUUCGUGCAGGCGCACAGCGCCGCGGCCGAGCUGGUGCUGGAGCGAGCAGUCCUGGCCGCCUGGGGUCACAGCACCAACAUGACCGCCGUCAACCUGGAGCGACUGGUGGAGGCCAGGCUGAAGAUGCAGGAGUUCACCGAAGCGUGGGGCGAGAAGACCAAGUACCUGUACGACGACAUCAGGGACGGCUUCCCCGACGACCUCAGGCGCUUACUCAGGGAGAUGAGGAUCUUGAGCAGCGCCAACCUCGACCCCGCGGCCAGAGAAGAGCUGAACCGGGUCAUUCUGCAGAUGCAGACGACGCACAGCACAGGGGCGGUGUGCAAGCCGGGCCACAGCUCAGGGCCUGACUGCUUCCCCUUGGAGCCAGAACUCAACGACAUCAUGGCCACGUCGCGAAGCUACACGCAGCUGCUCUACUACUGGGAGGGGUGGCGCAGUUCCGUGGGACGUCCCCUCCGCGCUCCGUACGCGCGCUUCGUCCAGCUCAGCAACGAGGCGUCGCGUGCCGACGGCUUCGCGGACACGGGCGAGUUCUGGCGCUCCGUCUACGAGACGGAGACGUUCCGGGCAGACCUGGAGCGCCUGUACGACGAGCUGCGGCCCCUCUACCUGCACAUGCACGCCUACGUGCGGCGCAGGCUGCACCGGCGCUACGGGAGCGGACUCGUCAACCUGCGCGGCCCCAUUCCCGCGCACCUGCUCGGUGACAUGUGGGCCCAGCAGUGGCAAGGCAUCUACGACUUGGUGGUGCCCUACCCCGGCAAGACCAGCGUGGACGUCACCAGCGCCAUGGUGCAGCAGGGGUGGAACGCCACGCACAUAUUCCGCGUCUCGGAGGAGUUCUUCACCUCGCUGGGCCUCAUGGAGAUGCCCCCCGAGUUCUGGAACGGCUCCAUGCUGGAGAAGCCCGUGGACGGGCGCGAGGUCGUGUGCCACGCCUCCGCCUGGGACUUCUACAACCGCAAGGACUUCAGGAUCAAGCAGUGCACGUCGGUGACGAUGACCGACCUGGUGAAGGCGCACCACGAGAUGGGCCACGUGCAGUACUUCCUGCAGUACAAGGAGCAGCCCGUGCCGUUCCGGCGCGGAGCCAACCCGGGCUUCCACGAGGCCAUCGGCGACGUCAUGGCACUGUCCGUGGCCACGCCGCGUCACCUGAAGAAGAUCGGGCUGCUAGAGCCCAGCUACGUCGAGGAUCCAGAGAGCGACAUCAACUUCCUGCUGUGGAUGGCGCUGGGGAAGAUCGCCUUCCUGCCGUUCGGGUUGCUCGUCGACCAGUGGCGCUGGGACGUGUUCAGUGGGCACACCCCUCCCGGGCGCUACAACCAGGACUGGUGGCACCUCAGGACCAAGUACCAGGGGAUUUGCCCCGGGGUCCCCAGGACCGAGGAGGACUUCGAUGCCGGCACCAAGUACCACGUUGCGGCAAAUUCCCCCUACAUCAGGUACUUCGUGAGCUUCAUCCUCCAGUUCCAGCUGCACGAGGCGCUGUGCAUGGCCGCGGGGCACGCGGGGCCCCUGCACACGUGCGACAUCCACGGCUCCGUGGAGGCCGGCAGCCUGCUCGCGCGAACCCUGCAGGCGGGCUCCAGCCGCCCGUGGCCCGAGGUGCUGCGCGAGGCGACCAGCGCCGAGGCCUUGAGUGCCCUGCCGCUCGUGAAGUACUUCCAGCCGCUGGUGGAGUGGCUCCGGGAGGAGAACGCUCGCAACGGGGACGUGCUCGGUUGGCCCGACUACGACUGGAGACCCCCCGUGCCGGACGACUACCCCGGGAGCCUGGACAAGAACGUGGACGAGCGUCAGGCGGCGGCGCUGCUCGAGGAGUUCAGCGCGACCGCCGAGAAACAGUGGAACGCGUUCUCCGAGGCCUCGUGGACUCUCAACACCAACAUCACGAAGGAGAACGAGCAGCUCGUGCAACUGACCAGCCUGCAGGUGGCCAACCACUCGGUGGAGUACGGACUCAGGGCCAAGGGCUACGACUGGCGCAACUUCCGGGACGAGGGCAUCAAGCGGCAGCUCAAGAGGAUCGGCCAAAUCGGCGUCGCCGCCCUGCCCGUUGACAAGCUCGACGAGUACAAUGAGAUCACGACGAGGAUGGCGAUGACGUACAGCGUUGCGGAAGUUUGUCGGGAAGAGAAAUGCCAUCCCUUGGACCCAGACAUCACGGCUACCAUGGCCAAGUCGCAGGACCACGAGGAGCUGCUCUGGUACUGGGAGGGAUGGCGCAAUGCUUCCGGGCGCAAGAUGAGGAGCGACUUCACGCGCUACGUGGAGCUGAGCAAUGAGGCCGCCCGGCUCAACGGCUACCGUGACGGCGGCGAGAUGUGGCGCUCCGUCUAUGAGACGGAGACGUUCGAGGCGGACCUGGAGCGCCUGUACGACGAGCUGCGGCCCCUCUACCUGCACAUGCACGCCUACGUGCGGCGCAGGCUGCACCGGCGCUAUGGGGAGCGGCUCGUCAACCUGCGCGGCCCCAUUCCCGCACACCUGCUCGGUAACGUGUGGGCCCAGAGCUGGAGCAACGUGUACGACGUCGUCACGCCGUACCCAGACGCGCCGGCCGUGGAUGCCACGCCAGCCAUGCAGAGCAAGAAUUGGACGCCCCUGCGGAUGUUCCAGGAGUCGGACCACUUCUUCCGAUCCUUGGGGAUGAUCCCGAUGCCCCCGGAGUUCUGGAAUAAGUCGAUGCUGGAGAAGCCCGCGGACGGGCGCAAGGUGGUGUGCCACGCCUCCGCCUGGAACUUCCACAACCGCAAGGACUUCAGGAUCAAGCAGUGCACGGUGCAGACGAUGGACGACCUGGUGACGGCGCACCACGAGAUGGGCCACGUGCAGUACUUCCUGCAGUACAAGGAGCAGCCCGUGCCGUUCCGCGACGGCGCCAAUCCGGGCUUCCACGAGGCCAUCGGCGACGUCAUGGCGCUGUCCGUGGCCACGCCGCGUCACCUUCAGAAGAUCGGGCUGCUGGAGCGGGCCGAAGAGAGUUACGAGAGCGACAUCAACUUCCUGAUGAGCAUGGCCCUGGACAAGGUGGCCUUCCUGCCGUUCGGAUUCCUCAUCGACCAGUGGCGCUGGAAGGUGUUCGACGGACGCGUCUCGCCCGAGCAGUACAACCAGGCGUGGUGGGAGCACAGACUGAAGCUGCAGGGCGUGUGUCCACCUGUGCCCCGCACGGAAGCCGACUUUGACCCUGGGGCCAAGUUCCACGUGCCAUCUUGCGUGCCCUACAUCAGGUACUUCGUGAGCUACAUCCUCCAGUUCCAGAUCCACGAGGCGCUGUGCCUCCGCGCGGGGCACACGGGGCCCCUGCACACGUGCGACAUCUACGGCUCCACGGAGGCGGGCAGCCUGCUCGCCGAGGCGAUGCGGCUGGGCGCGAGCCGCCCCUGGCAGGACGCCCUGGAGGUGCUCACGGGGAACCGCUCCAUGUCCGCGGCCGCCCUCCUGCGCUACUUCGAGCCGCUGCUGCUGUGGCUGCAUCGCCGCAAUGGGGAGCACGGGGACGUCGUGGGCUGGCCGAGCUACGACUGGCGCCCGUACGGCGGCUACGGCGCGGCGCCCGUCUCCACCUUCCUGGGGAUGGAGGUGAGCGAGCGAGCGGCCGCGGCGGCCCAGUGGCUGCUGCUGCUGCUGCUCGCGGCCGCGGCGGUGCUCGUCGUCGCCGCCAGCGCCGUCGCCGUCCGCCACUGGAAGAAUCGCGCGCCGGCCUCCCAGCUAGAGAACGCUUCGUGACGUCGCCGAGACGACACCGCCGCCGCCGCCCGGAUACGGCAGCGCCGGUCACCACCACCGCCGCCGCUGCCACUGCCGGUCACCGCCACCGCCACCACCUCCGACAUGCGGCUUGGGAGAUCGGCGUCGCGCAUGUCGCUCGUUUCGCGUCAUCGCACCCCGCCCACCCGCCCGACCUCACGCACCAGGGAGGCAAACGCCAUGGCCCCUCGUGGUUUUUGCACGCUACUCAGCGGAAUUAGAAGCGUCCGCCGAAAGGAAGUUUUGGGGGGCGGGGGGGGGGUUUCUGACGAGGCGCGUCCACAAGACCGUCGCUCGGACGCGUCAGCCGAAUGGCUCCCUUGGAAGCGGCCCGUGACCGCGAUGAGGGGGAUCUCCCCCGGACUACGUUGAACUUUCAUUCGCACCAUACGUAGCCAACCGUGCUAACCGGGAGGGCGCUCCACCAAGGCGGGCUCGCUCGCUCCGGGCUGGCAAGGGACGCCAAGUGACCUGGCGGCGUUCUCACCGGCGUCUGCGUCGUCAUUGGCAGCGUCGUCGCCUCUUUAGAGAGGGCCCACCCCCCCCUCGGGAGGAGCAUGAAGCCGACUGUUUCAACAUUUUCCGAACGCACGAUCGAUCGUCGCUAAUCAUUGCCGCCGACUUUCUUAAAUUGCUAAACGUGCUUAGCUAAAUAAUAAUUUUCCAACUCAUCGCGUAACUUUUGCUGCUGCUGCAGUGAUUUAAGGAGAUAUGUAAUUUAUACAGAAUUAAUAUUUCUUGAACAGGUGACACAAUACAGUUCAGUAGCGAUGGAUGCACCUGUAAUUACCGUGUAAAUCCACUCUUGUCCCCGACUAUAAAUUGAUUCCCAUGAUGAAUCUGCAUGGUGGCCUCCAAUCGAUGCCAUACCAGGCCGCAGGCUUACGAUGCGAUUAGCACGUGGUACCGGCUAACAAGCACAUCCACGACGCAUGCAGUGCACAAUUGCGCCCCCACCUUCACGUAUUCCAUCAGGCCAUUUGGCAUCAGCAGGGCCGUAUUAUCCAAUAGGCGCAGUAGGUACCACGUAGGCACUGUGCCUAGGGCCUAUGAAAAUUAAAGGGCCUACGUAAAAAAACACAUUUGACCAUGUUUGAUUUUGUAUUAUAAAAAAAAUGUAACCCAAGAUAUCUUCUGGAAUAAAUAUACGUAUAUAGCAAGGAUAGGCACACAGCGCACUCCCAUCGAAUUACAGCACAGACUAAAUAAUGAACGCAUCAGCAGUAACGACGUCUGUCUAUUGGCUAGACGAAGUCCGCAUGAAACAAGCGAGUGACCAGCGGCUGUUGUUCUGCCCCAUGGCAGACAUGGGGGGGGGAGGGGGGGUGUGUUUACACAGGAACGUCCUGAUAUGGUGUUGAGUUUGGUCACGUGAUCACGAAGUUACGAGUUAAGGGUCUCGAAGCCACGAGGCAAGGAAGGGGUGUCAGCCAUUACACAGAAUACUAAAUUGAGGCACAAUUAGCGUCGCAGUGAAGACGGGUGCAUCUGUUCAUUAUGGGACUUUAAGAAGCAUUUUCUGUAGGUGCGUUUAUGUUCCUGUAAUACUGGGGAUGCUGUCAUGUUAGGAUUGCCUUUAUAAUGCUGUGAAAUUGUUUUGAUAAAUACGAGGCCUAGUUAACAACGAAGCCUGCCACUUGCAUUAUUGUGAAUGUUAUUUGUAGUUGGAUAAGCCGAGCCAGAUUUGUACCCAUGUAACUUUAAUGCGUUCGUGAGAGCAAGGAUGAAGAAGUAUCUCAUCCACAGUUCAGUGUUAAGUGCAGCGCUGUACAUUUGGGAUGCAGUAUGGUGAUUAUACAAAGUGACCUUAUUUAACACAGUAGCUUGUUGUAUAGGUAUUCAGUGCUAAUGAAGGUGCCUGGUCCAUCCAGGACCUAUUAUUGAGAUUCAUGUUAUCUAAGACAAUGUUAUGAUGCUGCAGUAUUCAUUGUGGAGUGUACUAAUUCACACACACUAGUAGGAGGUACUCCCUUUUAUUCCGGCCUUCACAGCCUUUAGGGGAUAACCACCCACCGGGUCGGGACAGCCAACAUGCUGCCAGACCCCCAGCUUGAAGAGGGUGAAGAUCACGAUGACGACGGCAUGACGGGUUCCACUCCAGAUCGCAGCGGCCCCGACUGUGAGUCGGAGCUCGCCUUACAUCCUGCCCAGCGUGGCCAGGAUCCGCUCUCGGCCCCGCACCCCUCUGGAUCUCCCAGAUUGCUCUGUGCCUUGCCCGCAGGUGCAACUGGUAGAACGGGCUGUUACCCCUAAUUCUAUUGUCUACCAAUCUCCCAGCGGCACGCGCUCCAGUGACUCAUUCCACGCCACUACAAUUGUAUUGAUAUUGCAAGUAUUAACAUAUGCUGUAUUUUGUGCUGUUUUUCCAUCAGGUUUACCUCGUUCUAUUCAUUAAAUACGUUGGAGUCGCAUGUUCACCAUGGCUCUGAAGGUUUAUUGAAUGCGAGGUUAACUACUCGGAUAGUGAUGUAAUGCAGCGCACAGCGAGGCCGAGACAGCUGUAGUGGUAACAUGGAGGCAGCAGUAGCAACUGCAGAAAGCUAUCAGCGAAGGCCUACGAAACAAGUGCCCGGGGUCCUACAAGAACCUUAAUCCGGCCCUGGCCAUUGGUGCCAACAUUUUCCCACGAAUGUGCCGUGCUUCACAGACGGGUAUAGUCCACACACAAGGUAUGCUUGUUGGCGCUCUGCACUUGGAGUGUGCUGGAUGUCGCGUUCACUCUCCACUUUGGUGACGCAGUGCCGUGUAAUGAUAAUAGUUUACAUGUAUAAAGCACCCUUAGACAUUUAAAGAAAUCUGCGUACGAUCAACUCUAGAACUUCACGGAAUAGAUGAGCUUAUCCGGCCUUCACGUUUUGUAGCCUGUGAACGAGCGUGUUGAUGAGCGUGAAGCGAUUCAUAACAUUUGGGGUUUUUUGUUGCCAAAAUUUGCAUUGUCUUUCACAUUCAAAUAAACAUACCACUGAAAAAAUACAUUUGAA
Lethenteron reissneri (Far Eastern brook lamprey) is the source of this 7091-nucleotide messenger RNA. RefSeq names its product angiotensin-converting enzyme-like. Gene Ontology annotation, biological process: proteolysis. The record is from RefSeq and is a predicted model, not a curated record. Gene Ontology annotation, cellular component: plasma membrane. Gene Ontology annotation, molecular function: peptidyl-dipeptidase activity; metallopeptidase activity. NCBI's taxonomy places the organism in Eukaryota, Metazoa, Chordata, Hyperoartia, Petromyzontiformes, Petromyzontidae.